Lacerta agilis (Sand lizard) is the source of this 1806-nucleotide messenger RNA. It is a transcript of the gene BZW2, whose product is annotated as basic leucine zipper and W2 domains 2. The transcript has 12 exons. Gene Ontology annotation, molecular function: protein binding. The record is from RefSeq and is a predicted model, not a curated record. Bases 21 to 1409 code for a protein of 462 amino acids. Gene Ontology annotation, cellular component: membrane; cytoplasm. NCBI's taxonomy places the organism in Eukaryota, Metazoa, Chordata, Lepidosauria, Squamata, Lacertidae.
GUGUGUGUGUUUGCGCGUUAAUGUGCCCGUCCUUCACUUCUCCAUUGUCUGUGGCUGCUGCAUCUGGCGGAGGUGCUGCUGCUGUUGUCUCUUUGCUUCUUCUCCUUAGACAAGAGCCACUUCCCCCGGAGAGAAAUUUUAUGAAUAAGCAUCAGAAGCCGGUGCUAACAGGCCAACGGUUCAAAACUAGGAAGAGGGAUGAAAAAGAGAAAUUUGAACCAACCGUCUUCCGGGAUACAAUUGUCCAAGGUCUCAAUGAAGCUGGUGAUGACCUGGAAGCUGUAGCCAAGUUUCUGGAUGCUACAGGCUCAAGGCUAGAUUAUCGCCGCUAUGCCGACACUCUGUUUGACAUCUUGAUAGCUGGCAGCAUGCUAGCUCCCGGAGGGACAAGAAUCGAUGACAAUGACAAGACCAAGAUGACCAAUCACUGUGUGUUUUCCGCAGAUGAAGACCAUGAUGCCCUCCGAAAUUAUGCUCAGGUCUUCAACAAACUCAUCAGGAGAUAUAAAUAUUUGGAAAAGGCAUUUGAAGAUGAAAUUAAAAAGCUCCUGUUGUUCCUUAAAGCCUUUUCUGAAACAGAGCAGACAAAGCUGGCAAUGCUCACUGGAAUCUUGCUAGCCAACGGGACACUUCCUGCGACCAUUUUAACAAGCCUUUUCACUGACAACAUUGUCAAAGAAGGUAUUGCAGCCUCUUUCGCUGUCAAAUUGUUUAAAGCGUGGAUGCUCGAGAAGGAUGCCAAUUCAGUCACCUCCGCUUUAAGAAAAGCUAACUUAGACAAGAGGUUGCUAGAACUGUUUCCAGCCAACCGGCAGAAUGUGGAACAUUUUGCCAAGUAUUUCACUGACGCUGGCCUAAAGGAGUUGUCGGAUUUCCUCCGGGUCCAGCAGUCACUGGGGACUCGGAAAGAACUACAGAAAGAGCUUCAGGAGCGCCUUUCUCAGGAAUGCCCAAUUAAGGAGAUGGUGCUUUAUGUAAAAGAAGAAAUGAAGAGGAACGACCUGCCAGAACCGGCUGUGAUUGGACUCCUCUGGACCUGCAUAAUGAACGCUGUUGAAUGGAACAAGAAAGAAGAGCUGGUCGCCGAGCAAGCACUGAAACAUCUGAAGCAAUAUGCACCUUUACUGGCUGUAUUCAGCACCCAGGGACAAUCAGAGCUGAUCCUUCUCCAGAAGGUUCAGGAGUACUGUUAUGAUAACAUCCACUUUAUGAAAGCCUUUCAGAAGAUUGUGGUGCUCUUUUAUAAAGCUGAUGUCCUAAGUGAAGAAGCCAUCCUGAAGUGGUACAAAGAGGCACAUGUUGCCAAAGGCAAAAGUGUCUUCCUUGACCAGAUGAAGAAGUUUGUUGAGUGGCUACAUAAUGCUGAAGAAGAAUCCGAAUCUGAAGGGGAAGAAAACCAAGAUGGAUGAACAAAGCACAAAACAUAUUUGCUGUGGCCGGCUGCUUCUUGCGGAAUUUUGUACCGUUCAAAGAGAAAGACUCUUAUUCCAGUGUCAUAACGAAAAUUCUAGGCUAGGCUUUCCUUUUGUUUAGAAGAAUAAAAUGUUGGAGCCCUGAGACAUUAAAUGCUGAGACUCUUCUUCUGGCGCACUGUAGGCAGAGGCAUUCAGCAAGGAAACAACAUAUAGGAAAACUGAAGUAAUAUCCUUUAAGGACUCCUUUUUUAUUAACAGUCUUCAGGUACUACAUAUGAACACUUCAGUGUUUCUCCAUAGAGAUGUUCUGUGCGUGUAGCUCAAUAUUUGCUUGUGUGUGAUUUGACAUAAUCACAUUUUGGGGGAAAUUAAAUGGCUUUAAAAAAUCUUA